Molecule: messenger RNA, 420 nt
Organism: Hibiscus syriacus
Lineage: Eukaryota; Viridiplantae; Streptophyta; Magnoliopsida; Malvales; Malvaceae
Product: probable serine/threonine-protein kinase PBL23
Exons: 2
Coding region: 112-420 (102 amino acids)
Source: RefSeq, a predicted model, not a curated record
UCAACGAUUUUUUGGAACAUAGGGUUUUCCGUAGAGUUCUUGCAUUAAAAAGAAAAUAUUUUUCAAGGCAAGAAUUCUGAGAAAAGGGGUUAAAUCUUAAGAAGACAAGAGAUGAGCUGGUUGUCUUGUUGCAGGUCUGAGGAGCAUCAUCAUCGCGGUGUUUCUCGUAAUAAGAAACACACCAACACCACCUCCUACAGUGGGAUAUCAUUUAGGUCUUUCAUGCAUACUUUGUCUCUCAAAACAGAUGGCAGCCAGCAGAAGAUAGCUGAAGAAAUUCAGAAGAUCGGAAAAGCGAAAGUUUCGGCUCGUAUCUUCACAUUCCGGGAAAUUCUUCUUGCAACAGACAACUUCAAUUCUGAUUAUCUGAUCGGCGAAGGCGGAUUCGGCAGGGUUUACCAAGGAUACAUGAAUCCUUGA